AUGACCUGCGUCGACCUCAACCUUGGCCUUAUUAAGAUUCAGCAAGUGGACAAGAGGAAGCCAUGGAGAAACUCAAGGGAAAGAGCCCAUCAAUCAAAGUCGCCUUCUCGACUGUUUGCGCACUUCACCCUGUAUGUUCUGAAGGAUGUUCAAUCUAACAAUUUGACAAGUGGCGUGUGCAUGGAACCUCAAUCUCGCCACAUUAAUGUCAAUGAUAUUCCUCUAGGGCUAAUGGACAUAUGUAUGCCACUCGCAUGCGUCCUAUCUCUUUCGGGAUUAUAUUACGAGAGAUUCUCAAUAUCACUCUUCUAUUUACAAAAAUUCCCGAACGCGGUUGAACUUUAA
Messenger RNA from Penicillium macrosclerotiorum, 345 nucleotides. RefSeq lists its product as uncharacterized. The transcript has 2 exons. NCBI's taxonomy places the organism in Eukaryota, Fungi, Ascomycota, Eurotiomycetes, Eurotiales, Aspergillaceae. The coding region runs from base 1 to 345 and encodes 114 amino acids. The record is from RefSeq and is a predicted model, not a curated record.